GGAAGAUGAAGAAUAUGAUGAUGAUGAUGACACGAAAAUCGUGAAAUCGCGUAAGAGCCAAUUCUCUCGUGGGGAACUGAGGGCACGUAGGAAGUCUUGGGGAAGUAUGUAUAGCUAGGUAUGGCCUGUAGACUAUUGCUAGUGAUUUUCAAGCAAUGAGCGUCUACCGACGCUCUGAUAGUCAAGACCUGGGAAAUUUAUCCACUGAAAGUGACGAGGAAAGUCCACGAUGUGCUGAAUGAUCAUUGGAGCCCUCGCGUGGCUCGCUAAAAAGAUAGCUCGAUGCGUGACGUGUAAGGGAGACGAGGAGGAGGGGAAGAAGGGACCGGUGGGGGUCGGCCGGGAGGCGGGGGGAGAGAAACAGCGCGCCGCCUGCCGACGUGAGCAGCGUCGCCAGGAGCAAGAAGACCGUGCCUACAGCGAGGUCCAGACGUACGACUACGAGCAGUACGGAUGACGUUAGGUCCGACGCUCCUAGAUCCUCGAGAGGCCGUGCCUCCAGCUAGGGGGGGGGGGGCACAUUAUCUAAUAAGCGCACACCGCGCGUAUGACGUACUUCCGGUUAUCAUGAAGGCAAACACCUCAAUCUGUAUACUGCAGUCGGUGUUGGUCUGAUCGCCAUAGUAGCUGGAAAUGUUCGUUUUUUUCAACAUUGUAUUUAUUCAUUAUUUUUAAUCCACAAAAUAUAAGAAGAAUUUUGAUUGAGAAAGAGACUGAUGAACAUGAUAACAAAAACAGCAUCUAAUGAAUUUGAUCAAAAAUACAAAACACACCAACACUGGGGCAAACUAAGACGCUACAUAUAUAUAUAUAUAUAUAUAGCGGUAUCCUUUACAAAAAAACAUUGAACACUAUAAUUAGAUCAUGCCUGAUUGCUCAGCAGGUUGUUGAUCAGUUCUGCUGUCGUCACGGUGACCGUAGUCAGGGUCGUUGUCGGGUGGUGAUGGGAGGGGCUCCACGCCACGAGCCAGCAUGGAGAUGAGAUGGCGAUGAACUCUGUGCAUACAUACAUAUAUA
Messenger RNA from Geodia barretti, 1017 nucleotides. The record is from the annotation of a GenBank genome assembly. Lineage: Eukaryota; Metazoa; Porifera; Demospongiae; Tetractinellida; Geodiidae.